AUGCCCUCCAUACAUGAGUCAUUCUUCUCUUAUAAUGUUACCCGGCCUUACCCUUAUCGUUGGUUUACGCCGGUUGCUGUGCUCGGAGGGGUGACAUUCGCGGCCUUGUUCAGCCUCCUCAACUUCGCCGCCAAUGGCUAUGAUCUAGUGGUGCAAAUAUCGACUGAUCCUAACUCCACCAUGUCUAGUGCCGGAUGGCUAGGUCGCUGGCCUUCUUACUUCACGGAUAAGGUGCGGCCAACCUGCCAGCCUGCGACCGUACCUGUCGGCAGCCAGAUGUUUACGAAUCAGACUUCGUUGACCUAUACCUUGACAGCCGUCUGGCAGCUAUCGGAUGGAACGAAUAGUACUGCUUUGCCUUCAAUGUCCUAUUUCAACAACGUUCUCGAAAACUGCACGGUGACAGCAAUUGAAAUAAAUCUUGAGGCUCUUGAUCGGACGGCAUCCCAGUUCGGAUUCUCUGAAUGGGGCGCUGUAGUUCAAACUUACGUCUUAUGUGGCUUCUAUACUCCAAGUGGACUCAUACAAUUCAACUUGACCCAAGCAUAUGACUAUAUACCAGCGGCUAUGUCCUGGUCACACCUGUAUACGUUCCUCGGUACCAACUUUUUGGGAAGAGACAAAAGCACUCGGGCGAGCCUGUGGUGGGGAGAGUCUGUACUUUCAAAUUAUUACGUCUACCUCACGCGAACGAUGCAAGAUAUUCGGGCUAAUGCCACACAUAACGACGAGCCUGGAAUCCGUAAAGGAACCAUCUACAUGACCCCAGGCAAUAGCAUCGCCAGGGACAUCAAGAGUCUACAGUUCUUCAACAUCGACUAUCGCUUCAUAGUCGACCUUGGCUAUGGAAAUUUUGAGGUUUUAUCUCCAGGGGAAGAUCCCAGUGUCUCCAAGCUAGAUCAAGGCCGAGUGUAUCCAGACGUAUGGAUCAUAGCCGAUAGCCUAGCCAAAUCUGCAUACUCGACUGUAUUGACGGACCUGGGACAAAUCGCGGCCGGGCCGAAUCUUCUCACCAACGCCGACGACCUGGAAUAUUUCUCCAGAAACUUCUCGACAAUCCAGCGGCAUAAGGCCAAUGCGGACCCUGGCCCAGAGGUCGACAUGUAUUACGGCACUGCAAAGAAUGGGACGGGUCCCUUGGGAACAACUCCGAGCGUUAUUAGCCUGGGUUAUAUCUGCCAAGUCCCUCGACUGAAGUCGACCGGUAACCUUCUAGUGUCUAUCCUGGUGGCGGAUCUAGUGUUCCUACAAGCAGCUUGGCGGCUGUUCAAGCUUGCUACGGACACUUACCUGUUCAAGUCCAGACCGGAAUCGAAUCAAUGUAAGGUUGAAGAGGCUCAUGCUGAGCUUGAUAAAGCGGAUGGUGUCACGUCUAGCGGUUUCAACCUAGAGUCAAACAUCCUCUGA
Molecule: messenger RNA, 1407 nt
Organism: Penicillium subrubescens
Lineage: Eukaryota; Fungi; Ascomycota; Eurotiomycetes; Eurotiales; Aspergillaceae
Exons: 1
Coding region: 1-1407 (468 amino acids)
Source: RefSeq, a predicted model, not a curated record